UUUCUCCAACUUCAAGCGGGGACUAAACCUACACAAGACCCCGGUCAUAGCAGCUGUUGUCCAGCGGGGACUGAACCUACACAAGACCCCGGUCAUAGCAGCUGUUGUCCAGCGGGGACUGAACCUACACAAGACCCCGGUCAUAGCAGCUGUUGUCCAGCGGGGACUGAACGUACACAAGACCCCGGUCAUAGCAGCUGUUGUCCAGCUAGGACUAAACCUACACAAGACCCCGGUCAUAGCAGCUGUUGUCCAGCGGGGACUGAACCUACACAAGACCCAGGUCAAAGCAGCUGUUGUCCAGCGGGGACUGAACCUACACAAGACCACGGUCAUAGCAGCUGUUGUCCAGCGGGGACUGAACCUACACAAGACCCCGGUCAUAGCAGCUGUUGUCCAGCGGGGACUGAACCUACACAAAACAAAGGUCAUAGCAGCUGUUGUCCAGCGGGGACUGAACCUACACAAGACCCCGGACAUAGCACCCGUUGUCCAGCGGGGACUGAACCUACACAGGACCCCGGUCAUAGCAGCUGUUGUCCAGCUGGGACUGAACCUACACAAGACCCAGGUCAUAGCAGCUGUUGUCCAGCGGGGACUGAACCUACACAAGACCCCGGUCAUAGCAGCUGUUGUCCAGCGGGGACUGAACCUACUCAAGACCCCGGUCAUAGCAGCUGUUGUCCAGCGGGGACUGAACCUACACAAGACGUCAGGCCCCUGGCUAUGGCUCAAGAGCUAAUCAAAGAAGAGGGCAUUUUUUUUGAUGACCUCAACAAGCUGCGAGCCCUCGACCCAGAUGUCAGCCAAAAUACCUCCGAGCUGAAGGAGGAGUGCAAAGAAUUUGUCACCAAAAUUGAACAGUUUCAGGACAAGGUGGGAGGUCUGAUUCAGUUGGUCGAUGAGCUGGCAAAAGAAACCGAGGCGGAAAAGUUCAAGGUGAUUGGAGCCAGAAACCUGCUCAAGUUGGUGGCGAAGCAACGAGAAGCCUCGCAACAGCAGCUUCACGCUCUCAUCGCCGAGAAGAAGAUGCAACUUGAAAGGUAUUGCAUUGAGUGUGAUGCCUUGUCUAAAGUGGAGUCUGAACAGAACGAGUUCAUCAACCAGUUUAUUCUGCAAAACUGAGUCAAGAAGCCAGCCAGUGUUUACGUUGGUUUGUGGAGCGGCCAUCCCACAAGUUGAAGAUUCAAGUCCGACAACAGGUGCCCUCUAAGUCCAGUUGAACUAUAUCCGAGUAAGACAAGGAACCUCUCCAGAUCUUCCUGUUGC
Nerophis ophidion (straightnose pipefish) is the source of this 1269-nucleotide messenger RNA. RefSeq names its product intraflagellar transport protein 20 homolog A-like. Gene Ontology annotation, cellular component: Golgi apparatus; cilium; centrosome. The coding region runs from base 727 to 1125 and encodes 132 amino acids. NCBI's taxonomy places the organism in Eukaryota, Metazoa, Chordata, Actinopteri, Syngnathiformes, Syngnathidae. Gene Ontology annotation, biological process: protein localization to cilium; intraciliary transport; centrosome localization. The record is from RefSeq and is a predicted model, not a curated record. The transcript is spliced from 6 exons.